AUUAGCAUAAAUAAUAAAGAAGGAUAGGUUUAGUCAUUUUGAAUUAUCCUAUUUUCUGAGAGGUAUAUAUACAAGGAAAUUAUCUUUUUUAGUGAUAGGCUCACAUCGAAUAAGGAGUAUUUACCUAUAAAUAAUAAAGAAAUUUUGCCACAGGAACUUAUCAUGCGCUGCAGUAGUAUUUUAGUUAUUCUGAUACUGGUUUCUAUCAGUGAUGCAUGGCUUUUCCGUCGUAAUAAAAGUAAAUCUAGUGGAUCAGGAGGAUCAAAUGUUAAAAGGCUCCCCCAUGAUAUGAACAAGAAAGGUCUUACAAAUCUAUACAACAGCAAAGUUACGAAAGUUGAAAGUGUUUCAAGACCAUUGAACGGAUUUCUAGGGAAAAUUGGAAUAAAACAUACUGGAGUUGUAGCUACUACUAAAAAUGGUGGAAGGUUUCUGGUCCACAAAGGCCCUGGUUAUGGGAAGUCUUCAAGUACAGUCGUUGUCAACGCCAAACAUAUGUCAAACAAAUGGACAAAAACAGGAGAAAAAACAGCAUCUGGUGGAAAAACAAUUUCUGAUGUCAUGAAAGAUGGCUUUGUCAACAAAAAGUAUGGAUUUCUUCCAAACCAAAAAAUAUGUUGGGGGGCUUCUAAGAAUAUAAUGAAAAAUGCGGAUCGACAAAAGCGAAGUUGUUAGAAUAUCACUUGAAUUGUUUCUUUUUUGUAUGCAUGAUAUAUUUUAUAUCAAAAUCUUUUUAAACAUGUAAAGAAUAAUUAUUUAGAUAAGUACAUUCCAAAAUCUAUUUUGCUAAGAUGUGUUUUAUACAAAGAUGUAGAGGUAACUUAAGUAUCUUUUUAUAAUCCUUGUAUCUAUGAUGAGUUCAUUUACAUUUCGGUAAAUAUAAUGUUCAUACACUGUUUGCCAAAAGUCAUGUUUUGAAUUAUCAGGUCAAUUCAAGUUCUUAAAUCUAUGAAAAAACAUGGUGAUAUAAAGCUACAUAAAUAUGCAAGAUCUUAUAUUUUUAUUAUAUCAUAAAAACGUCAAUAUUCAAAUGAUUUUUAUUUUUUUAAUUACUUAGGAAAACAUUCUUAUCUAAUGAAGCUUUUUUUUAUAACCCUUUUCUUAAUGACUAGAAUGAGUUAUGCGAACAAUCGUGGCAGUCAAAGAAGAUCAUCUUAAUGAUAUUAAACAUUUUACUUUCACAUUAAAGUAAGAUGUAUGAGAUAACUUUCAUCGUAUUAUGGAAACUAUUGGCGGAGAAAAUGUUAGCAUUAACGUCAAACCCUUGGUCUGUAAUGGGACGUUUUUUUUUGUUUGAAGUGCAUUAUCGUUAUUAUUUACUGUGUGCAAAUCAAAUUGUGCACGUAAUGCAUGCUGUUAUUGUAAUUGUUAUUCUAUGUUGUGUUAAUGCUAUUAUUCUUGUCUUAUUAUAUAUUGUGUCGCAUACUUUUACAAAAUAGAGUGCCAAAGUAAAAUAAAACAUUUGUAUCUGA
Molecule: messenger RNA, 1472 nt
Organism: Mytilus trossulus (common blue mussel)
Lineage: Eukaryota; Metazoa; Mollusca; Bivalvia; Mytilida; Mytilidae
Exons: 6
Coding region: 163-675 (170 amino acids)
Source: RefSeq, a predicted model, not a curated record